Cheilinus undulatus (humphead wrasse) is the source of this 2536-nucleotide messenger RNA. It is a transcript of the gene mbtps2, whose product is annotated as membrane-bound transcription factor peptidase, site 2. The record is from RefSeq and is a predicted model, not a curated record. Gene Ontology annotation, biological process: regulation of response to endoplasmic reticulum stress; membrane protein intracellular domain proteolysis. NCBI's taxonomy places the organism in Eukaryota, Metazoa, Chordata, Actinopteri, Labriformes, Labridae. Gene Ontology annotation, cellular component: cytoplasm; membrane. The transcript has 11 exons. Bases 204 to 1706 code for a protein of 500 amino acids. Gene Ontology annotation, molecular function: protein binding; metalloendopeptidase activity.
UACUGCUGACGCUUCUUUUCGUUUAAAGCGUAGCAUCUUUGAAAACAGGUCCCGGUACCCUCUCUAUUUUAAUAUAAAAUGCUCAUAUUUAAAUGUCGUGUUUAAAAUGGGCACUGGCUGAUAACAGCUGAAAUGAGGCAGACUGAGUGAUGGGGACCUCCUUGUUUUAUUCCUCAUAUCUGUGGAGAUCUCUCUGAUUCACCAUGAUCCCGGUGUCUCUGCUGGUCUGUGUGAUGGCAGGAUGGUGUGCUGUCUACCUGGCUGACACACUGCUGAAGUCAUCAGUGACGCAUCGGAUCAGCUACGAGUCAUGGUUGGCGAGCCGAGGCCUGAUGUUGUCUCCUUUCCAUGUGAGAUGGCAGACCACCAUGUUCAACCGAUUGUUUGCAUACUGCGCCCGUAUCAACCCCCAGGCCCUCUACCUGUGGUUUAACGGUGGUCUGGUGUUUGGCAUUAUUGCCAUGGCCGGGUCAGUGGUGCUGCUGAUAAAGACUCUGCAGCAGACGCUAGCUCAGAUGACCACAAAUAACCCUCGAAUAGGAGGUCAGCAGGCCCUGCAGGUGGUGGUCCCGGGUGUCAAUCUUCCCACCAGUCAGCUGGCCUACUUCUUCAUCGCCUUGCUGCUCAGUGGAGUCAUACAUGAGCUGGGCCACGCUGUGGCAGCACUGAGGGAGCAGGUGCGAGUGAACGGCUUCGGCAUGUUUGUGUUUGUGUUGUAUCCUGGUGCGUUUGUGGAUCUCUUCACCACUCACCUGAACCUCAUCUCUCCCACUCAACAGCUCCGCAUUUUCUGUGCUGGAGUGUGGCACAACUUUGUUCUCUGUGUUGUGGCGUUGGCCUUCCUCUUCCUGCUGCCAGUGUUUCUUUUUCCAGUGUACUACACCGGAGCCGGGGCGCUCGUCACCGAGGUUGUCCAGGGUUCUGCGGCCGACGGUCCUCGGGGUCUGUCGGUCGGGGACAUCGUGACGGGGCUGGAGGAUUGUCCGGUUAGAGGGGUGGAGGACUGGAGCAGCUGCCUGUCCCGCCUCUCUCACACCCCACAGACUGGAUACUGCGUCCCCGUCACCAGCCUGCAGCCCAGCUGGGCCCAUGGACGAGCCUUCAAGCGUUUGGACGGGACGAUGGACUGCUGCAGCAACAACAGCCUGACAGACCUCUGUUUCUCUUACAUGAAGCCACAGGGCAGGAGCAGCAGGGACAGAGAGUACGCCUGCAUGCCGGUCCGUAAGAUGGUAACAGGAACCCAAGUGUGCCGAACGAACGAGGACUGUGCCCAUCACUCCCACGCCGCUGUGAGCAUUUGUGUCACUCCCUCUUUGGAAAACCAGACUCGCUUCAUCCGUGUCACCCACCCGCCACAUACACAGAUGCUGUUUGUGGGGUAUUCGCCACACCUGCAAUAUGCUGUGAGUCUGACCAACUUCGUCCCCCGCUUUGGUUUCCUAAACCUGGAUCUGCCCGUCUUCCUGGAGACCUUCUGCAAAUAUGUGGUGUCCCUCUCCGGGGCUCUAGCUGUUGUAAACUCCGUGCCGUGUUUCGCUCUGGAUGGUCAGUGGAUGAUGAACGCCCUGCUGGAGGCCACGCUGGUUACUGUAGUAACAGACCGUCAAAAGCGCGAGCUGAUUGGUUUCUUCCUGCUGCUGGCGGGCAGCGCCCUACUGGCAGCCAAUGUGGCUCUGGGCCUGUGGAUGGUCACGGCGCGGUAACCUCAGCGGACAGCCGGGCUGGUAGGACAAAACUAAAUGAAUAAAAAACUCCACCAGGACUGAGAGCGGCUCUCUCAGGAAGUGUCUGACACGCGUGGACCAUCAGACUGUGAACACCCAGGGAACAGACUGCAUUAUCCAGCAGUAUCCCUCUGAGUUUAUGGAGACUGUUAGGCAGAAUACCACACUGCCUCUAAGGCUUUACCGGACCACCAGGGAAAACAAACAACCUUCUUCCACCGUGUUGCCGCCAUAUGCUCAAAGCACAUAUAUAAACUAAAUAAUGCACUCACUGUAAAGCACUGUCACACAUGACUGUUUACAAAAACUACACAAUCGUUCCAAAAAUUAUUCUCUGUGCUGUGUUUGUGCUUGAAAGAAAAACUUCCUGGGUGAAGAUGGGUUGGAUGCCAAAAUGCCAUAUAUCCAGAUGGGAGCGACACGGUCUUGUGUCUGUCUUGGCUUCGGACUCCAAGAAAAAAAAAUCAAUUAAGCCUUCAAUUUAUCAGUGAAUGCCUGAAAAUACCUUAAUCCUCAACUCCGUAUCACUGUUAAAAACACGUUGCUACCUAUUAUUCAAGUCUUAAAGAAAUGCCUCCUCAUUACCAAAUACACACUUUAUAUAAUAAAAUUAAAGGACUCCUACCCAUUUCAACAUUUAAAGAUGUCUACCCUUCAACUAUAUCCAGUCAAGUGUCUUUCUUCUACGGGGAUUGUAAUGAGAUUAAAGUUUUGAACAAAUCUUUUCUCAGAAUUGAAGUCACAGAUUUUAUUAUCUUCGCCUCUCACUGUUUGUGACCUGUAAUUGUGGAAUAAAAGACAAAUUUUUA